Molecule: messenger RNA, 978 nt
Organism: Photinus pyralis (common eastern firefly)
Lineage: Eukaryota; Metazoa; Arthropoda; Insecta; Coleoptera; Lampyridae
Product: protein takeout-like
Exons: 4
Coding region: 100-834 (244 amino acids)
Source: RefSeq, a predicted model, not a curated record
AGAUGCAUUUAACAGGUGUCAUCAAUGAACGUGGGUGUUAAUGCAGUAAUUACUGCAUAAAUAUAAGGAAGGUUGUGCAAUUAGUCGACAGAGGAAAAGAUGAUGUUGUACACGUUUUCCUUUUUAGCGGUCACUACGGCAUUACAAUUACCUGCCGAAUUUAAAAAAUGCAGCCGUUCAGAUCCGAAGAUAAACGAAUGCUUGAAGUCGGCGAUCGAAAGGGCCUAUCAGGUUAUGGGCACGGGUAUAAAGGAAUUUAAGCUCGAGUCCACCCAACCGAUCACCGUGGCCAACAUGACGAUCGGAGAGGGUACGGGCGUCGUGCGAGUCGUUCAGAAUUACCAGAACUGGCAACUGUUCAACAUACCCUCGGCGGAAGUUGUGGACCUUAGCUCCCUUGUGACCGACCACCAAUUCAACAUAAACGUGACGUAUAUCCUAAAGGAAACGUACGUGACAUCCCACUACAAGCUGAACGGGAGGAUACUGCUUCUCCCCAUUGUUGGAGAAGGGGAGUGCACAAUUCAGCUACACAACCUAAAGGUGCCCACCCGACAAAUUGGGGAGGUUUCCGAGAGGAAUGGCGUCAAGUACGUGGAAAUAACGAGCCUAAAGGUUCAGCUGAUCCCCGAUAAGGUGGAAUUCGAUUUCAAGAAUUUAUUCAACGGAGAUCCAAAGUUGGGGCCGGAAAUGAAUAAGAUACUAAACGAGAAUUGGAAGGAGAUCUUUGAGGACGUGAAGUAUGCGUACGAGGACGCCUUGGGGGCAGUUUUUAAGAAUGUCGGUAACCUGAUAUUUCGAAAGGUUCCGUACGAUGACCUGUUUCUUCCGUAACACAAUUUCUACUGGGGCAUAUGGUGGACAUCUUUUUGCCGUGAACAAAUGGUCUUAAUUAAUCGGUAGGAAAUCGAGCAAGCCUUAACCAAAAUGUAAUCCCAUAUCAAAAAAUAAAUACUUUCAAUAUACGAAUCAACUACA